Messenger RNA from Polyodon spathula (Mississippi paddlefish), 4076 nucleotides. RefSeq names its product von Willebrand factor A domain containing 7 (gene vwa7). NCBI's taxonomy places the organism in Eukaryota, Metazoa, Chordata, Actinopteri, Acipenseriformes, Polyodontidae. The transcript is spliced from 17 exons. The coding region runs from base 758 to 3697 and encodes 979 amino acids. The record is from RefSeq and is a predicted model, not a curated record.
CCUUUACCCGAGACAACUUACAGGUGUUACAGGGCAGUACAGGGUUACAAUGCAAGCUUAAUAUUUAAAUACAGCAUAGUUUACAAUAAGUGCAGUAAUACUGCUUGAAUACAAUGUGAUGCAACAAGUUAGGAUUGCAGCAAGAUAUGGCAUAUCAGCAAAAAUGCAAGUAUUGUGCUUCUAAUAUUUAAUUGUAGAUAUAGUUUGUAUUAUGCUAAACAGUUUAUAUAUGGUCCAAAACACCAAAGUAUGACCAAUUUAUCUAUUUAAACGAAUAUUCUGUCCCCAAAUUUAAAGUUUAGUGAAACAGACUUGCAUGCAAAGAAAGACUGUUACAAAAAAAAAGGGGUGUACAAAUAUUCGUUAUUCAUACCGCCCUCUGAUGGUGAUAACAUGACUACUUCAGAGUCAGCAAGCUGCUUUAUUUUUCUGUAUGCUGCAUGCUGUUGACUUCUCAGUUGCUGCCUUCUUGUCUGCUCAGCACUGUGUGACUUGCUGUGCAGUAUCAGGUAUAUCCGUUGGAGGCUGACACACAUGCUGUGGACAGAGAUAAGGGAUUCCCACGAGUACUAACUGUCAACACCCACCCACACAGCACCAGCUAUAGCAACACCCAGCCAUGAACACACGUUAACUGCAUCUCUGCUCAUUGGAAUCUGCUAUACUGACAAUCCAAUCACAAUAGAGGGAAAUCCAGCGUUCUUAUUGAGUUGAAAGUGAUAUUACAUUGCUGCAGUUGUGUCUCCAUGCCUGAGCGAUGGGUCUCUCUCUGGCUGUGCGCACACUCUUUCUGGGCUCCCUAAUGUUCCAUGGCUCCAGGGCUUUCUUUCCUAACUUCUGGUCCAAGGUGCUGUCUCUGGCCUGGAAUUCACACACCCAUCAGAGCAUCACAGAGGAAGCCCUUCUCCUAAUCACCAGGGAUCUCUUUCAAGAAACCCCCAAUCUGCAAGGACAUACUCUUGAUCCACAACUAUUCCAGGGCAGCUUCACAGCCAGUGAGCUUUUCAAAGCUUACUAUGGCGGUCAAGAGACUGUGUCCACGAAGCAGUACCAGCAGGCCGUGAGCGAGAUUGUCCAGGCCAAUGCAGCCAUGGACUUUCUGAGCUCCACACGCAAUGACCCGCAGCUGCACUUCGACUCGGAGAGGCUGAAAGAGGCCAGUGCCAUGCUGCAGAGCAUCCUGCGUCUGGCAGUGCAGUCACUCCAAGCUGGGGAUGAGAUCGGGGCAAGGCAUAGACUGGGCUGCCUGCUGCACUCUUUACAGGAUUUCUACAGCCACAGUAACUGGGUGGAAAUGGGAUACAGAAAGAUCCACUCCACUCUUCUGACAGAUGCUGAGGAAAUUGGUCCUGUUGCACCAGAGAACAUGCAGACCUGCAGAGACUGUGAUCACUGGACCUGCAACGACAACAUUCUAGAGAAAAUCAACACGAAGAAACUACUGACCUCUGGUUACUAUAACAACAACCCCCCAAAACCACCAGGUAAAUGCAGUCAUGGGGGAAUAUUUGACCAGAGCAGAUAUCAAAGUUCAAGGGGCGGGAUCAACAAGGACAGCACCUCCCAUUUCUUCUCGCCGCAUCACUAUCUCCAUGGUGAAGCUGCCCACCUCGCUACCAUGGCGACUGUCAGUGUGCUGCAAGAUCUGCGGGACACAGUGGGAACCCAGGCCUUCAUAAGGCUGUUGAACGUGGGUGCGGAGACAGUGCUCAGCUUUGUGAUCGACACCACUGGCAGUAUGUUUGACGAGAUCAGCGCGGCGCGAGAGAGAGCUCACUCAAUCAUCCUGGACAGACGAGGAACGAUCCAUCAGCCUUCCCAAUAUGUGCUAGUCCCUUUCCAUGACCCAGGUGUGGGGCCGCUGUACAGAACCACAGACCCAGACCAGUUCAUAGAACUCCUGGAGAGCUUGAGUGCUUUAGGAGGUGGAGACGAGCCUGAGAUGUGCCUGACAGCGCUACAGCUUGCGUUAGAGAACACCCCACCUCUCUCUGAAAUUUUUGUCUUCACUGAUGCCUCUCCCAAAGACAAACAUUUACAAAAUGCAGUGGAAGCUCUAAUACUGCACAAACGAUCCAAGGUGACAUUUCUGCUCACUGAGGACCCCAGCAGGACUGUAGGAGUGAAAACAGGCACUGGGAGGAGAAAGAGGGAGUAUCUCUCUCCUGAUCGGUUCUCAAUCUACACCAAUUUGUCUGCCAUCUCAGGAGGCCUGACUGUCUUCAGUACGGAUAAGGAGAUACAAGACGUCUCUGUCCUCAUUCAGGACAAUACUGUUUCCGCUGGGGUAACUCUACUUCAUAUUGAGAAUGAUUCUCCCAAUCAUGCAUCUCCCUAUAUCUUCUAUGUUGAUCCUACAGUGAAGAACAUCAUCAUUCAUAUUUCAGGCGAGUUGAUGGAUUUCACGAUCUACAACCCUUCAGGGGAAUCCCAGUACCUGUUCAACAAGCGUGGGAAUUUAGCAGCGAUUGAUUGCUUUGUGGAGUUUUGUAGAGUCACCCUUCUGUCACCAAUCCCCGGCGAGUGGAGGAUGAAGAUUGUGAAUCGGGGUACUAUCAGGGUGAAUGUCUUAGGCCAAAGCACCAUUGACUUCCUGUACCACUUUGCAGUAGCAGCCAAUGGCAGCCACCCUGGGCUCUCCAGAUUGGAAGGUCGACCAAUAUCAGGUGUCCCGAUCUUUUUGGUGUUGGCAGUCACUGGCUUGUCUACUGACAGCGCUGUGACAAUAAGUCAUGUGACUCUGCUGGAAACCAAUGGGGAGAGCCUUGAGAGAGUGACACUCAAUGCUACUGCCACUGGAGGAGAGUUCAUUGGUGAGGUCGCAACAUUACCCAGCCGACCCUUCUCUGUGAAAAUUACGGGAAAUGACAACAAGGGUAACAUCAUAGAGCGGGCAUCUGCAGAAUUGAACCAUGUGGCACAAGUACUGAUCCAAGUCCCCAAAGCUCCUCCCCUGUAUCCUGGGAAAAGUGCCCACCUCUGGGUAAACAUCUCAAAUUCCGGAGCUGCCAGGGAGUUUAUCGUCAUGGUUACAGACGAUAGGAAGUUUGUGAAAUUAUGGACCCCUGACCGGCUAUUUGUGGCUCGGAACCGGACAGCCCAAGUGCGGAUUGACCUGACUACACCAGUCGGAGCAGAGCUGGGCAGUGUGGGCAUUGUCUGCUUGACUGUGAAGGCUGCGGACAGGAGUGACCUCAACUUUGCUGUUCUGCAUCUAAGUGUAGCAGAUCCGAAUCCCGACCUGCUUCCACCCUCUUGUAUUCAGUCUGCAGUGAGAGACUCCUGCCCCUUUCUCUCACAAAAACCCUGCAGUCAAAACUCCUGGUCCACCAAUCUCCUCUUCAGCGACCAGGGGCACUCUGGGAUAGCGGGCAUGCAGCUUCAGCAGGGCCAGGGUUUGCUCAACCUCACCGGAGAUCCUGGGAAACAAGGGGUGCAACUCCGGAAAGGUCAAGGCAGACUGAACCUAACAGGGCUGGACAUGGGGACUGAAGUAGUCGGCACCUACACCUCAAACUGCUGUUCCCUGAAGGCAGAGUUCUUCUUGUGGGAUGCAGCGGGCAAUAAGGGCCUCUGCAGCAUCUUAGUUCACCAGCAGAGGGCAUCAGGGUAUAUACAGACAGCUUCCAGGAUUCAAACUCUCUUUACCAUGCUCCUGUUUCAUAUUGGAGGGUUACUGCUUCAGCCAGUGAGCUGAUGGGAUGGGGUCUAUUUGAUCUAAGCAGUGGACUGAAAUACUGCAGUCUUUACCUCUGGGUUAAUCUUGCUCUCUUUCCCCACAACCAAGGUUAUUAAUCAUUAUUGUAAGGGCAACUUAACAGAAGGACAUCCUAAUCCAACUUUAAAAUGACAAUUACUGUGUGUUAUGGAGAAAAGAUACUUAUACCUAAUUUCCAUGCACCACUCAGCCCCAGUUCAAAACCCUGCUGCCUCCAAUACCUUAACCCUUUGCAGUCCUUUAUUCAGCGCUUGUCGGGUGCAUCAGUUCCAAUUUAUAUUCACAAGUGCUGUUUAUUUUACAGGUGCCGUUUAAAAUAUUUUUUUCAGAGUAAAACAGGUUUAAAAGGCAUUGAAUC